Drosophila navojoa is the source of this 1551-nucleotide messenger RNA. RefSeq names its product x16 splicing factor (gene x16). Gene Ontology annotation, molecular function: zinc ion binding; RNA binding. NCBI's taxonomy places the organism in Eukaryota, Metazoa, Arthropoda, Insecta, Diptera, Drosophilidae. The record is from RefSeq and is a predicted model, not a curated record.
UGUUUGGUUCACUCACCCAACCAUUUUGCGAGUCGGCAAAAAGUUUUGUGCCGAAAUAAAUAUAGUGCCUAAAUAACAAAAAGUCACAGAUAUUUACAUAAAGUGAUGUUAAGCAAUCAAGAUUUUGAUUAACCGAAUGUGCUUUUGACAAGGGCAAGAAACGCGAAAGUUUUGCACUCGAAUCGAUUUUUUCUGCGCUGCACUGUGCUGCUUGCGAUUUUCACAGCGCCCACCAACAAACCCAAGCUAGAAAAUGUCGCGGCAUCCUAGCGACCGGAAAGUGUAUGUUGGCGAUUUGGGCAAUAACGCACGAAAGAACGAUUUAGAGUAUGUGUUUGGUGCUUAUGGCAGUUUGCGCAGUGUUUGGAUUGCACGAAAUCCGCCAGGUUUCGCAUUUGUUGAGUUCGAAAGUGCCAGAGAUGCAGCUGACGCGGUGCGUGGCCUGGAUGGACGUACAUUGUGUGGCCGCAGAGCCCGUGUAGAGUUGUCCACAGGAAAAUACGCUCGUUCAGGGGCAGGUGGUGGUGGCGGUGGUAGCGGUGGUGGUGGAGGCGGUGGUGGCUUUGGAGGAGGACGUGACCGAGGCGGCGGUGGUCGUAGUGACGAUAAGUGCUAUGAGUGCGGCAUGCGUGGUCAUUUUGCGCGCCAUUGCCGCGAGCGGAAGGCUAGACAACGACGCAGAAGCAACUCUAUGAGUAGAUCUCGCAGCACAUCGAGACGCCGUCGCACUCGCUCCAAGUCGGGAACUCGUUCGCGCAGCCGUUCAGCUGGCUCCGGUGGCCGUCGCUCUGGCCGCUCCCGUGAGAAUGGUCGGGAUGAGAACGGUUCGGUAUCACGUUAUAGUGACCAGGAUCGGAAUGGUGGCGGAGUGGUGGACUCGCCGCCGCCAGUGAAGCGGCGUUACGAUGAUGAUGACGACGACAGAGAUCGGGGCUCGCGAUCGCCAUCACCGCCGCGUCGCGGCUCACCGUCACGCCGCCGCGGCGAUUCGUCAGUAUCGCGUUCCAUGUCCAGGGACUAGCGUUGCCAGCAACCUGAUUUUGGCCAUUUACAAUAGGGCUCAACCUGCUGCUCCUUUCAUUCCUUCAACCAAACACAAAAAUAUUAAAAGAAAAAAUCACAAAAAAAAACUAAAUUAAAAAAAAAAAAACAAAACACCCUAAAACUUAAAAAUUACCUAUCUGUUCGUCAGGAAGUCAAUCAUUUUAGUUGCCCACAUUCUUAGCUUAGAAUAUAAUCUAUAGAUUAAUAUACACCAGCAUUAAGCAUAUACUCUCUCUUUUACACUCCCACUCUCUCUAUUUUUUGUAUCUCAACUGAGAAUGCCGGUAGAACAAAUAUUUUCAUGCUCGUUGAAAUGCUCAUUGAACAAACAAAUCAAAUUUACAGAUCGAAAAAGUUUUAGUAUCAUCGAUCUAGUCAUUCACCUCAUUAUUAAUGAAAAUAUCUUGCUUUUCAUAGAUACAUACAAACAUGCAUACAUACAUACAUGCAAACAUAUAUAGAAACAUAUAUCAGGCUAAGAAUGUUUUUGUAUUCUAAAAAGAGAAA